AUGACUGACGACAACGUCAUCACGAUCAUCGACCUCGACGACGAUGUUGAUGGCGAGGCGCUAGAUAUGUGCCUCGAAAGCACAAAACAAGACGUCGCUAAUCUUCAAGAGUCCUAUCGGAAGUGCAAUAACAGGGUGAAGCAGGAGAUCGGCAGACUGCGCGAGUCUCGUGAUAAAUAUCGGCGCGAGUACGUCCAUGAGCUCGCUCAGCGCCAGAAAGACAAGGAUUCUUGGCUGCAAAAGUCUGCAGGCCAGAGCAGUGUUAUCAAAGACCUGAAACGAGAAAAGGCUGUACUCAGUGCGAGCAACAAGCAGCUACGCCUGGAGCUGAAAGCGAUCAAGCAGCGCUUGGACCGUAUGGGCCACCUUAUCUGUGACAUAUGCAUGGAAAAGGAGAAGUGUACAGUCACCAAGUGUGGUCACGGCUUCUGCUCGGACUGCCUCAAUGAGGUUAUUCAUUACGCUGCAGAUGAAGUAACCUGUCCGACUUGUCGGAAAGAACUGGACCAGGAGAAAGAUCUUUGGCCCAUAUAUUUGACAGAGGAAUAA
Molecule: messenger RNA, 549 nt
Organism: Lithohypha guttulata
Lineage: Eukaryota; Fungi; Ascomycota; Eurotiomycetes; Chaetothyriales; Trichomeriaceae
Exons: 1
Coding region: 1-549 (182 amino acids)
Molecular function (GO): metal ion binding
Source: RefSeq, a predicted model, not a curated record